Eurytemora carolleeae is the source of this 834-nucleotide messenger RNA. RefSeq lists its product as uncharacterized. The transcript has 4 exons. Bases 323 to 799 code for a protein of 158 amino acids. Lineage: Eukaryota; Metazoa; Arthropoda; Copepoda; Calanoida; Temoridae. The record is from RefSeq and is a predicted model, not a curated record.
UAAAAAUAUAUAAUUAAUGAGCUACUGUAUAUCUAGAAAUUCGUCCAAGAAUGCAGUGUGGUCCUCUAAGCUCAUGCUCAAUUAUCAGAUCUCUUUAUGAACAAACGAUCUCAAAAUAUAAAAUAUUCUCAAUUAUAUGACAUGUCACAUGACGACUAUAUUGUAACAUAAUUUUAAACAAAUUUACAAUAUUCCAGCACAGUUUCAUUUUACACAUUAAUAUAUUUAUAUAUACUAAACUUAUUUAUUAGUUGUUGCAUGAACACCAGGUUGUAACUUUAAACAAAUAUAACUUUCAGAAAGAGAAUGACCGGGUGAGAGAAUGGAUAUAUACUACGCCGGGUUUAACGGGUUUAAGCAAGUACCGCUUGCGUCAAACUCGGAUACCCUCACAUGUCUCACUCUACACACGAAAAGUGCAAAAGUUGUUGAUGUAUCAGUAUGCUGGAACUAUCUGGUGGUUGCUGAAGGAGAGUAUGUAACUAAAUACGGUCUCGUAAACAGUAAACCCGGGCUAGCCAGGCUAGAUCAUCCUCCAGGAAGUGGUGAGGUUACCCAGCUGUCAGCAACACCAAGGCAUAUUCUCUCAGUAACAUCUAGUGGAGAGUGCUGGACACAUGAGGAGGGGAAGGGUUGGAGGCGGGUUCUGGUUGAGACGGAGGAGUCGAGGGUGAAGACUCCGUCGGAGGACACCUGCACCACGGUCUCCAGCUCCUUGGAACAGGAGAAGGAGCAGCUCGUCAUUUUAGAGGCAAGAACCGUUUUUUUGGUCGAAUUGCAGAAAAAUCAGUUUUUUUAAAGGCUUAAAUUUUGGUGGUAAAUGAAUUCUAGCAG